This is a messenger RNA of Cyclopterus lumpus (lumpfish), 4940 nucleotides long. RefSeq names its product synaptogyrin 3a (gene syngr3a). Gene Ontology annotation, cellular component: neuromuscular junction; synaptic vesicle membrane. Lineage: Eukaryota; Metazoa; Chordata; Actinopteri; Perciformes; Cyclopteridae. The transcript has 4 exons. The record is from RefSeq and is a predicted model, not a curated record. Bases 232 to 927 code for a protein of 231 amino acids.
AAAAGGUGCUGAAAAUUUUAGAGUGUAGUUCCACCACAGUCGUUUGCGCGGGCACGUCUGUCAUGCACGCCCCCACUCCCCACCCCCCUCACUCGCGGCGUCCUACUCCGUAUCCGCGCGUGCGCGCAGGACCAGUCCCUACAGCAGCGAGCAGCAGCGCAUCCAUCCUGCCGUGGAGCCGGGAGCGUGGAGCCGCGAGGAGCGCACAGAGAGAGAGAGAGAAGACAGAAGAUGGACGGAGCGGGAUCGUUCGGAGCGGGCCGGUCCGGGUCCACUAUCGACCCGAUUACCUUCGCCAAACAGCCGCAGACCAUCCUCAGAGUGCUCUCCUGGAUAUUUUCCCUGGUGGUCUUCGCCUCCAUCGUGAACGAGGGCUACGUCAACCUGGGCAGCGAGCGCCUCCACUGCGUCUUCAACAAGAAUGCGGACGCGUGCAACUACGGCGUGUUCAUGGGGCUGGUGGGCCUGCUGGCCUGCUCCUUCUUCUUCAUGCUCGACUACAAGUUCUCCUCCAUCAGCUCCGUCAAGGACAGGAAGAAGGCUAUAAUGCUCGAGAUCGGCUUCUCGGGUUCCUGGACCUUCCUGUACUUUGUAGGUUUCUGCUUCCUGGCCAAUCAGUGGUCUCGGACCACAGCUGCUGAUCUGCCACUCAACCAGGGGGCCGACGCAGCCCGGGCCGCCAUCGCCUUCUCCUUCUUCUCCAUCAUCACCUGGGCCGGUCUAACGGUGCGUUCGGUCCAGAAGUAUCUGCUCGGCACAGACAUGACUCUGUUCACCACGGAGCACAUGGACGGCGGCGCGCCCACCCAGCCGUACCCCUCCAACUCCCCGGUAGGAGGCGGCACCACCGAGACCACAGAGACCUACCAGAGCCCGCCGUUCACCGAGAACAACGCCGCGCCCACAUACCAGGUUCCCAUUUACUAGAUAGGAAGGCAGACGAGGAAGGUCGGGAGACGGGCACGAGAGGAAAGUUGACAGAAAAAUUGCUUUUCUGUGAUGUUGCACCUGCGGUUGUUUGUGUGUUGAUCUGGGCUGAGUUUUCAAUAAUUGUAGAAAAAAAAAGAAAGAAAAGGCCUCUCCUUCUUUGUUCCCUCGUCUCGUUCCCUUUCCUUCCUUAACAUUCCGGCUUUAUCUGCACCUUUCUUGACUUGUGUACUAAACUAAAAAUGUCAGUGUCCUCUCAUCAGAAUAUGAGAGGAAAAGAAAACAAGAGGAGAACAUGUAGAAGAGAAGGCCAUAUUGUACACACCAUUUUGACCAAAACAUACAUAAAACAACAUUUUAAAAAAGCAAGUGACCACAAAGCAGUAUUAGAUUACAAAUAAAUACAUAAAUAGUGCAGAAGGCAUUCACAUACAACACCUUCGUCUUAUUCUUUCCAUUCAUUGAAGUGUCAAAACCCCCUUUCAUGCCAAACAGUGUGGGGAAUGUCAUGUGUUUAGUUUAGCUACAGUUCAGUCUGGUCAGUGUAAAGUGAUCAUGUGUGUUGAAUCUGCAUGUUACCAAACUUAGAGAUCAACUAAGUGCCAUACUGUACUGUGUGUCUCAGACAGUGACUUAAUUUUAGUAGAUUUCCACAUGCUGUAAAAAAACAACAACAACAACAACAAUGUUUUGUGACUAAGUGCAAUAUCUCACAUUCUUCUGUAGGUCUGUAUAUUCUGUACUGUAGUUAGGCUAGUUACCGUCAGGUUAGACCAGUUUCAGGUACCGUCUCAAAUUACAUACGAGUCUUUGAAUUGUACAAACAAACCUCAGGCAAAUAUCCAAAUAAAAAAAAAAAAAAAUUGUUGAUCCGACUUUGAUUGAGCUUCCCUGGUGAAGUUUGCAAGAUCUGGGAAUUCUAUCCUAAUCCAACAGAUCCUCCACAGAAGCGUGUUUCCAAUUUAAAUAAAAUUAGUAUCCGUGUUUAUGGUCUUCCUUGAUAUAUUAUCGCAGUAAAGGAAUCUGUGGGAUUCUGGGUAAUUCGUGUACACGGGUCGGUUUGCCCAGGUUUAUCAAAGUUCUGUUGGAGAAACCCUAAUUUGCAGUGAAUCCUUCUUCAGUCUGUUGUUGUUCUGUGCCAGGCAUGGAUGGAGUAUUGGACGGGCCUAUGGGGUCAGGGGCCCCCUGGACCAGAGCCUCUGUUUGAAGUGAUUUUUUUACAUUUCUUUUUGGAAAGUCAGUUAAACAGCUGAGAUGCAAAAAAAACUUAAAAGUAAUGUAAAACGACCACAAAGAGACUCAAAACAACUACAAAAAGACACUGAAAAACAACCUCAACAGAAUCAAAGGGGUGGGGGGGGGGGGGGGGGGGGGGGGUCUGUGCUCAGGGGCCCGUCGUCCCAUAAUCUGUCCAUGGUACCAGAAUGUAUGUAGUGUGUGAUAUGAGACGGUGUCUGAAGGUGUUGUGUGUGUGUGUGUGUGUGUGUGUGUGUAUAAAACGGGGCGAGUGGGGGAGAUUCUGGGAAAGUCAGGUCUAUUUAUGUUUACGUUUUAGAAGCUGCCAAACUGCCCUGUGUUCUUAUCGCUGUCCUCUGAUUACCACAUUACGACCAUGUUGUUAUUGUCCAAAGGAUUUUAUGUGAUCACAAAGCAGAAGGGGGGGGGAGGGGGUGUCCUGGAAGAUUCAGUUUUAAAAAAGGCAAAAGAACAAUCUUAAGGAUUGCUAGCUGGCUAAUUCAUUGAUCCUGCUUUUCUGCCAUUUCGGGAGGGUGGCAGGGUCUGAAUUUGUUGCCAGGGUAACAGGGACAGGGUUGGGUGGAUGUUGGUCACUAAGGGCCCCGAUGUAGAUAGUAACCAUGCCAACCAUGUGGAUGUGUAGCCGUGUCUCUGGCGUGGCUCACGUACACUCCCCAUCAGCGAAACUGUAGUUUUUGGUGUGUGUGUGUGUGAGAGAGGGGAGUGCGUCCACGUGCAACAGGUGUACACGUGCUUUAGCAUGCGUGGGACGCGUGGGACAAUGUGUGAAUGUGUGUCGUUAAUUCAAUUUUGUGGUGCAGAAAAGUUAUUUUCUUGAACAUGUGUUUGUCAAAGUUUUAGUGCAGAGGAGGAAAUCACAAGUCUGUUACACCCUUUAAUAAUUUACCCCCAGAAAUAAAAUAAAUAUAUUAUCAGUGUCACUGUCAAGAUGUAUGAAUUACCAAGUAUGAAACUGUUUGUUUUGACGAAGAGAGACAAAUAUAAAACGUCAUAUUAGAGUGAUAUUAUUGACCCAUAGAACGCUUUGCCUGCUAUUCUAAAUUGAUCCUUUGUAGAACAGCGCCCUCUGUCGAUCAGAGACGGUACUGCCACAACGGGACAAUAUUUUAAAAAGUAAUCAUGAUAAUAAUGCAUGAAAUUGUUGUAUAGAUCUCAUUAUAUAUUGAAUACUAUGUAAUUCUUGAGUUGACAAGUUGUUUUUUUGCAAAAUGAGAUGGAUUCCGACUGGAUUCCCUCUCACAAUUUAAUUAGUCGCAGUUUAUUGUCAUAAUUGUGACCAUAAGCCCGAAUUACUCUUUUGUUUAUUCAGCGAUCUCAACCCCAUGAUCCGAGUCGGUCACAGAAAGCUCCGGGGUGAAACCGUCACAGAAUGUUGUAACAUGAAAAACAUCACCACAAGCUUUAAUUGAUUUAAUGGCUAUGAAGACCAUUUCCAUUUGUUCUAGUUCCAGUAUUAAAAAGGUUUAGGAUCAUUUUAAAGUCUUGUAAAACAAAACUAAGAGAGCUCGGUUUAAGAUUUACCUUUGUGCACGACUUUUUUAAAUUUUUUUUACAAAAGCAUAUUAUUCACCAGACUGUUUGUCAGCGAGUGUAUAGAUAAGUGAGUACAUGUUAUGAAUUUAUGGAUAACACAGCAGUAGUUCAUUUUUAGGAAGGAACACUUUCCGGGGUUUCAGGACGGGUUGAUUUUCCAAAUACUUUGGAGGUACUCUGGCUAUUGUUAAGUCUAUUUGAUGCAAGUUUAAAAAAAAAGUUUUUUCCAUGUUGCAAAUUAUUUCCUAAAAGAAACAGAUUUUUUAUCUUUAAAAAAAACAAACAUUUGUUUCGGUUCAUUCUAAAUGUGAUGUGAAUAUCAGCUUGUGGAGACUCCGGACAUGAAAUGUUCAAAUUGACCUGACGCCACUCGACGACAUUCAAGUUACCUUAAAGCAUGAAUAACAAUGGCAAAAUAUGAAUAAUAAAAAACAAAACAAAACAGCAGUCCAGUUCUUUAAAUCUUACUGGGCUGCUAGUAACCUGUCGACUGGGACGAGGUGGAACUGGGUUAUUGAUGGUGGUAUUGGGGUACUGCUGGGUAGUUGGGGGUACUGUCAGGUCAGGUUGUAUUAUUGUUCUCAGUGCUUCGGUCUCUUCUUCAGUCAGUGUAAAAUAAAAAUAAAAUAAAAAUACGUUAUGUUUUGUGCUCUGGCCCGUGUAUUGGUUGUAAAAUUCAGUACGUUAUUGAAGUAAAUGGAACCUGUGUGUGAUGCCGUCUAGGGUCUGGUUUGUCCUGUACUACUAAAAAUACUGAAAAAAAAAAAUAUUUAUUAUUAUUAUUUGUUAACUAGAAUGCACUCUCUGUUGGAAAUACUUUGUUUGACCGCUCUUAAAAAGGGGGCCGGUGGCACCAAAAAUCAAAGUUUUAUGUGAUUUCAUGCUGUCGUUUUGUUAGACUGAGAUUAUAAAAGUGAUACUUAGUAACGCGGUCGCCACCACUUGUGUGGUUUCCAGUAUAAUACAUUGCAUGGAUGUUACAAUAUCUCCCCCCAUAAUAUUGAUAAUAAAAAUAUAAACCCCCCUCCCCCCAUCGACCAACAAUCAAGUAAACAUUGAUUUUCAGCGUGCUAUACCCCUCUAACAUGUUUCCUCUGAGUUGUUUCUUCCUGUUCUGAAGGUGUGUGUCCUCUUCAGUGUGUACAGAGAUGUGUGUCACUGUCUAUUACCUGAAUGUCUCUGGACUGCAGUCUGACCGUCACUCGAAUAAAAAAGAAAACAUG